AUGCAACAAACAGAUUUAUUCAAAUAUCAUAUCGAUGGAUUUGCACAACAACCUUUUAUGGAUCUUAAAAAAAUUUUUGUUAAAAAUUUUGAGCUUGGACUAGAAACAGCUGGAGCUGCUUUUGCCGUCUAUUAUAAGGAUCAACUGGUGGUGGAUUUGUAUGGCGGUUAUGCAGAUCGUGAACAGCAAAUUCCAUGGACCAAACAUACUAUGGCGAUAAUUCUUUCGGCACUCAGUUUAGCAAUGCUGAUCGACCGGGGUUAUGCAAACUAUGAUGAUUAUGUAUGCAAAUAUUGGCCACAAUUUGCUAGCAAUGGAAAACAAAAUAUUACCAUUAGGCAAAUAACAAACCAUCAGUCCGGACUAGUCUAUGGUGACCAAACGUUUACAAUUGAGGAUGUUGAAAUUCCAGAAAAAAUGUCAAAAAAAAUUGAAAAAAUGCAACCAAUAUGGGAACCCGGUACCGACUGUGGUUAUCACACCCUGACAUUUGGUUUUCUGAUUGAUCAGAUCGUUCGACGAGUAGAUGAACAAAAACGUGGAGUGGUGCAGUAUUUGGAAGACGAAGUUAUAAAUAAACACGGGCUGAAUAAUAUUUCAAUUGGACUUCGGACGAGCGAAGAUAAUAAACGGGUUGCAGUAAUCUAUGAAGCUUCCAAGCAAGAACUGUUAGAGGAAGGAAAACGAAACCCAGAAGCUUUAAGGAAAUUUGCAUUAUGUGACAAUAAACACCUAAAACGGGUCUACGAAAAUUGGCCAUGGGUAAAAAUAUGUGAUUAUAACAAUCCUAAGAUAAGACAAUUAAAAAUGCCUUCAAAUAUGGGUAUUGGAACGGCUCGUUCAUUGGCACAAUUGCAUCAUCUGAUCACUCAAGGAAAACUUCUUUCGCUGAAUUUUCUGGUACAAAUCAGUCGACCACAACUGGAAAAUCAGAUGGAUUUAAUAAACUGUUAUCCAGAAAACAAAGGCUAUGGAUGGCAAUAUUUUAAAAAUCCCAUGGGUUACUGGAACUUUGGACACUCAGGUUACGGUGGACAAAAUGUACGAAUCGACUUACAGUCCAAUGUUACAUAUGUUUACAUGUGCAACGGACUGAAAGCUGCAGACGGCGAUGACGUAGAACCAUUUUCAAAACUUCAAAAAAAGCUUUACGAGUGUCUCAGAACAUUGAACUGA
This is a messenger RNA of Enterobius vermicularis (human pinworm), 1176 nucleotides long. Lineage: Eukaryota; Metazoa; Nematoda; Chromadorea; Rhabditida; Oxyuridae. The record is from the annotation of a GenBank genome assembly.